Molecule: messenger RNA, 1879 nt
Organism: Alnus glutinosa
Lineage: Eukaryota; Viridiplantae; Streptophyta; Magnoliopsida; Fagales; Betulaceae
Exons: 2
Coding region: 546-1511 (321 amino acids)
Source: RefSeq, a predicted model, not a curated record
GACGCGACCCCCCCUCCUUCCCUUAUAUUAGAGGCAUUGGCCGACUUUAUUGCUUAGUACCUUGGAUGAUUUUUUUUUUGUUGGCUCCCAGUUUUUUUUGUGGUGGUUUUUAGAGGAUGUUAUAUUAUACAAUUCUGAUUUCUGGCUAAAAGAUUACUUUGUCUACAGCACGGUGGUUUAGCCUUGAUGGGUAUAAAGUGAAAAAAGGGUUAUACAAUCAUGCUGCGUGAUUCGGGAGUGUGAUUAUCAGAGAGAAACAGAGAACUUUUUUGGUAUGUUUUUGCAGGUGGGUGUUCUGGUUUUGUCUCUUACAAAUAUUGUUUGGAAAUAAGUUGAAGCUUUUUACUAAAGAGAAGGUGUGAGUUUGGUGCCUCUUUUGCGUACUAGUCAAAGUUCAUGAUCUGGGUUCUUGGGCCUGUCCAUUGUUCAGAUAAGAUUGAGACUAUUCAGAAAUCCCAAGAUAUUGUACAGUAAGCUGAGCUGCAUGUUUAUUCAAGUGAUUUGAGGUGAGAUCAGAAGUUGUCUGAUGUGAUUUGAGGGAAAAGAUGAAAUCUUUGAGUAGUGUAGGACUUGGUCUGAGUGUAGUUUUUGGCUGCCUUUUCUUGGCUCUUGUUGCUGAGCUUUACUACUUAUUGUGGUGGAAGAAGAGGUUAACCAACAGAGAGAUCGAAAAUGACUACAGCAGCCCAGCAAGAGAGCUAUUCUACAUGUUUUGCUGGAAAAGGUCUUCUUCUUUGAGGCACGCAGCUUUGGAUCCCCAAGAACUCUGCUCUUCUGCAGGAAUCACAGGCACACUUGUCCAUGAAUCAGAAGCCCAGCUUCAGAUGCAGUCAAACAAGGAUUUUUUGCUCAAACCCUUUGGAGAGGAUAGCAUGGAGUCAGAGUUUAUGAGGCUGCAAGACCUCUCAGGCCCUCCAAGAUUCCUCUUCACAAUUAUAGAGGAAACGAAAGAGGAUUUAGAAUCUGAAGAUAGCAAGUCUAGGGGUGAUAAGAGUGAAAAGGAUUCAAGAAGUAGGAGCUUGAGUGAUUUGCUUCCAACUGUGGAGACUCCAUAUUUGACUCCUCUGGCUUCACCUUUUUUCACUCCCCCACUUACUCCUAUGGACUCCUGCAACCAGCUUGGUGGAUUCAACCCUCUCUUUGAAUCAGCAAAAGAUGCAGAGUUCAACAGGAUGAAGUCCUCACCUCCUCCAAAAUUCAAGUUCUUGCAGGAUGCAGAGGAGAAACUUAAAAGAAAACUAAUGGAAGCAGCAGCAGUAGCUGAAGAAAAGGUUCACGAGACUGAUGAACUUGUUCAAGAAGACAGAAAUAAACCUCCCCCGUCAAAGUCUCACAAAGAUGAGGAGGAGGGGUCUUUCAUCACAAUCAUUGUUGAUAAGUACAAAGAAAGAGAGCUUAAUCAUCAUCAUCUUCCCCAGUACCAUUCAAGCACUUCACAGGUUCUUCCUCUACCUUCCUCACCUUCAACAUUCAGAGCACCUAUUAUUAACAAGAAGACCAAUUUACUUUAAAUUAAGCUUCAUUAAACCAGACUGAAACGGGUUUGUUUUCUUUUCCCCCCCUUUGUAUUUUAUUAGAUUUUUUCUUACUGUGUCAGGUUCUUGAGUUUUAUCUUAUUUCCUUUGCUCUAUUUGGGGAUGUUAAAAAAAGCUUUAAUCCCUCUGCAAUGUAUCUUAAAUUAUGGUGAUGGGGGGGACAACAUUCUCUGCAACAUGAUGUGGAGAGGUGGGUCUGAUGCUAGUGGGAGACCUGUGGGGUUAUUUGUUUUAUUCAAUCUCCAUGUCUCCUGAGUUGUCUUGUACUAUAAUCAUUCUAGUGAGUGAUGUUCCAACUGAUGUUAUUGACGAGCAGAGCACUGUAAAAUUCUUUCAAAGGCCAA